AUGUCUCAAUCAAAACCAAAUCAAGAAAUAUCUUCCAGGAAUUUACACGAAAAACAUUUAAAGACCGAACAGAAAAAGAAAAAUAAUAAUCUAUCAACAUUAGAAAAAGAUAAAAGAAGUUAUUCACAAGGUGAUAAUGAAAAAUUAAUUUGUGUGCAACUAAAUAUAGAAGAGAAUAAUUUCCCGAAUGAUGAUAAGAAUUUAAGGGAAAAGAAAUAUUCCUCUAAUUAUAAUUAUGAAAAGAAAAAAAAAAAUAAUGAAAUCAACAAAUUUGAAGGAGAAACAUUGUUCAAUAAAAAAUUAGAACAAAAUGAAAACACCAAUGAAUUUAAUAAAAUAAAAGAACAACAAACAAAAGAACAUAUCAAUGAAUAUGUUAAUGGAUAUACGGUUGGACAUAUCCAUAAAAAUUCCGAUAAACCAAUCGACUACCUUAAUGUUGAUAGAUAUGCUGAAAAAAAAUAUGAAGAAGAAAAAAAUAAUUUUUUAUAUAACAAUAUAGAAAAUCAAUAUACAUAUCAUACAUUACCAUUUACAACAUAUCCUUGGGAAAACAAUUAUAAUAUGUAUAAUAUUAAUGAUGUACAAAAUGGAAUAUAUAAUAAUUAUUUUGAAAAUGAAGCUUUCCAGAACAAUUUAUAUUGUACAUAUGAUAAUAAUGGAAUGGAAAACAUAAAUUAUGGAUAUAUAAAAUAUAAUGAUAUAAAAAAAGACAACAGAACGUUUAAAAAUUACACAUUUCUAAAAGGAGAAAACAUAAAUAAUAAUACUAUAUGUAUGAAUGAAAAUAAUAUGUUUUAUAAGGAACCUUAUCCAAAGUAUAUAUGCAAAGAUGAAAAUAAAUACACACAUAGGACAAAUAAUAAAAAGAAAAAAAGCAACAUCAACAACAACAAUGUGAACAACAACAAUGUGAACAACAACAAUGUGAACAACAACAAUGUGAACAACAACAAUCAUAAUAAUAAUAAUAAUUAUAAUUAUAAUAUUAAUAAUGGUAUAAAUAAUAACGAUUAUUAUUAUUACAAUUCCCAUAAUUUUAAAGACAAUAGUAAUAUUAUGAAAGGUUUUUUAAAGGAACCGAGUGUUCUUAAUAAUCCGAUUUAUUUAAAUAAUAAUACGCAUAAUUAUAUACCAUAUAAUAAUAAUAUUCAUAAGAAUGAUGCAAAUAUAUAUAAUAAUACGAAUUCCUAUAUUGCACCUUGUUUACCUUAUUCUUAUUAUUAUAUACCACCCUUUAACGAAACAAAUAUAAGAAAUAGUAACUAUCCACCUACAUAUUACCCAUUCCAUACAACCAACAACAACAACAACAACAACAACAACAACAAUAAUAAUAAUAAUAAUAAUAAUAAUAAUAAUAAUAAACAUGUAUAUUCAUAUUUAUAUAAUGACCAACAGAUCCAUCAAAUAAAUAAUAAUAUACAUCAAAAUGCCUCAAAUGCAUAUUUUAUAAAUUCUAAUACUUUAGGAAAAUCUUCUAUCUCAACAAAUUAUGUUUCUAAUAAUAAUGUGAAGGGAAAGAAUAAUUCUAAAUAUUAUAGAAUAAAAUUAUGUCCAUUUUUAAAAGAAGGAUUUUGUCAAAAAGGAGAUAACUGUUCAUACGCUCAUUCACCAGAUAAAUUAAGAAAUUAUAUUAGUUUUAAAAAAACAAAAAUAUGUGAAAUGUGGUUAAAGAAUAAAUGUGGAAAUACAAAUUGUGUAUAUGCCCAUGGAGAACUAGAAUUAAGGGCACCCCCUGAUUUUUUUAAAACAAAAUUGUGUAAAUUUUUUAAUACGAGUGGCAUGUGUCCUUUAUCUGAUAAUUGUCGACAUGCCCAUGGACAGAAUGAAUUAAGGAAACCUGAUUAUAGAAAUAAUGAACAUCACGUAGAUACAUUAACAAAUAAAAAAAACGAUAAGCCUUUACAUUAUGAAAUAAAUAAUAAAAAUGUUUCAAAUAAAUCCAUUUGUACUAAAUCACAUAACAAAAUAAAUGAAAAUAAAAAUGAUAUAAAGGUUUCUAAAAACAUAAUUAAUAAUGAAAAAAGAGGAGAGUUACAAAAGAAAGAAGGAAACAAACAAAUAAAUGAAGGAAAAAAAAAUACAAAAAUAAAUAGAAAAAAGAAAACUAAUGAAAAUAAUAUAUGUAACCAAAGUAAUGAAGUUAAAACUUUAAUUAAAAAUAAUAAACAAAUUGUUCAUCAGAACAAGGAAGAAGAAAAAUAUCAAAAUAAAGAACAAGAAAAUCAAGGACAAAUAGAAAAAAAUAAAACAAAAGAACAUGAUGAAAAUAAAACACAAGAACAUGAUGAAAAUAAAACACAAGAACAUGAUGAAAAUAAAACACAAGAACAUGAUGAAAAUAAAACACAUGUACAAGAAGAAAAUGAAACAAAUGUACAAACACAAAAUGAAUUACAUGAACAAACAUCAAAUGAAACAAAUGUACAAGCACCAAAUGAAACAAAUGUACAAACACAAAAUGAAUUACAUGAACAAUCGCAAAUUAAACAGAAAAACUGUGAAGAAAAAAUAGAAGAAGAAAUAGUACAAAAUAAUUCCCCAAAUCAUUUCCACUCUCAAGAAAAAAAGAAAAGAAUUCCAAAGAAAAAAAAAAAAAAAAGAAACUUAAUUAACUCUUCUAACAUAACUACUAAUUUGAACAAUAAUUCUAAAUGUAAUGAGGUUGAAGAAAGGGAAGAAGAUAAAGAUGCUGAAAAAGAAACCAACCCUAAUUAUAAUAUAUUGAUAAACAACGUUAGAGGUGAAGAAGGAGAAAUCUCUUCCCCGAAGGAACGAAACAUACCAAAAAAGGAUAUAGAAAUAAUUCCACUUAAAAAUAAAGAAUCAUUAAAUUCAAAUAAAGAUAAAUAUUUUUCUAAUAAAUAUGAUGAGGGACAUUUAGACCAUGUACCCUGUUACGAUACACAUGAAAAGAAAAUUAUAAAAUUAGAUGGAAAAGAGAAUGAAAAAGAAUAUAACAAAAUAGAACAGUGUGAAGAAAAAGUAAACAUAACAACAAGCAGUCAAAAAAGAGAAAAAAAAGAAAAUGAUAUAAUGACACAUCAAGGUUAUUGUGAAAAUAGUUGUAAAAUAAACAAUCAAUUGAACAAUAAUGAAAUGAUAAAAGAAAAAAAUACAGUAAAUGUGAAAGAUAAUAAAGUAUUAAAUAAUAAGUUUAAAGAUGAUGAAAAAAUAAGCUGUAUAAAAUGUACCUUUGUGAAUGAGACACAUAACGACAAUUCUAAUAAUAAAAAUAAUGAUGAUAGAAAUAUUGAAAAAACAAAUAAUUAUAUAGAUAAGAAUAUAAAAAAUAUAAAUAAAAAAAAAAUAUAUGGCACUUAUUCUAAAAAAGAGAAACGUUUAAAUGAGCAACAUAACAAUGAAGCAUCCCAUAACAUUUUAACAAAAAAUAAUGAGAAUACAAAAUUUAUAAAAGAUGUAAAUAACAAUAAAUGUAAGAAAGAAAAAUAUAAUGAAAAAGAGAAAAAAAUUUUGGAAACAUUAUCACAUGGGAAAAUGGAAAAACACAAAAAGAAUAAAAUUGUAUUAGGAUAUAAAUCGUGUUCAUGUGUACAUAAUAUUAUUCGAAAUAGUAGCAACAAUAAAAAUCAAAAUGGAACAGGAAAUAUAUCAAAAAAAGAAACAAAUAAAAAAGAAGUGACAAAAACAUUGGCAAAGAGUUCUUCAAAUUGUACUACCACUACAACCUCUAGCAAUUAUAAAUAUAAAAAUAAUUAUAUGAAUACAUCUUUUACAACAUCUAAUAAUUUUAAUAAAAAUAAUUCGUUUCCAUAUAACAAGAAAAUAUUAAAGGGUAAGGUAUUCAAUGCAACAAGUAAAACUGGAUAUAUACAAAAUAUGCGCAUAAAAAACAUGGAGAGAAAUAAAUAUAAACCUCAGAAUAAUAUCAUAGUUGAUAAGAAUUUAAAUUAUUAUCCUUUAGAUAAUUCAGGAAAUAAAAUAAUUUCUAUACCUAACUAUAACAACCCUAUAUAUAAUGUUAAUGAUACACCUAAUUAUUUUUUAAAUUCAUAUAUUGAUAAGAAUUUGGAUCCUAUAUCUCAUGAUAAUAUGAUCAGACAAAUGAAUGAAUAUAAUAAUAUUAAUUAUAAUAGAGAUAAUAUAUCCACUAUGAAUUAUACAAAUUAUUCUCCUCAUGUAAAAAAUAAUAAAAUAUUAAUGAAUCAUAAUAUUAUUCCUAUGGAUAUCAUACCAAACAAUGGAAACUACUACAAUAAUAUGAAUAAUUAUAUAUAUGAUUAUAACAAUCCAUAUUACAACAUUCCAAAUAUGGGGAUUAAUAAUAAGAAUACAUUUGAUAAUUUUACAACAAUAAAUAAAAAUAAAAAUAAUAGUAAUAUUUCCAAGGAUAUAAAAAAUGAAGACAUUUCAAAUUAUAAACCACAUUAUCAUAUUGUACGUUCAAAAAAAGAAAUCAAUAUCAAGAACGAUAGAACAAAUAAAUCAUUUAAUUAUAAUAUAAACUCAAAUUAUUUAAAAAAAAAGAAAAAAAAAAAUUUUUUUAAUUACCAUCCUAUAAAUGAAGCAAACAUAUAUAACAUAAAUGGCUAUACAAAUUUUGAUACAUAUAAUUAUACAAAUGAACAAAAGGAUAUUUCAUCAAAUAAUAUAAUAUAUAACAGAUCAAAAAAAAAUUUCUUCUUUUCAAAUAAUAAUAAUAAUAAUAAUAAUAUUUUAAUUAAUGAAAGGAAUAUACAAGUACCUACAACAUCAUAUACUAUGAACAACAAUAUAAAAGAAAAUACAUCUAAUAAUAUUUUAUACAAUAAUAAUAUUGGAAAUUAUAUGAAUAACAUAAAUAUCACAUGGAAAAACAACCAUAAUGUAAAAGAUAUGAAAUUUUAUCAAGUUAUGGACAAAAAAAAAAACAGAAAAAAAAAAGAACAUUCCUUUCCAUAUGUGCAUAAUGAUAUGAACAUUGAUCAAAAUUAUAAUAAAGUGAAUAAUAAAAAUGGGAAUUAUACGAAUGAAUCUAUUAUGACAAAUAUAAAUAAUAUUAAUCAAAACAAUAAUAAUUCUAUUAAUAAUCAUAAUGCUAAUAAUUAUUAUAACCCUUGUAAUAACUAUGAUAAUAAAACAUCUUUUAUUGAUGCAAUGAAAAAUAUUUCACAAGAAGAUGUACAACAAGCAUUUAUGCAUAACAUGAUGACAUUUCAGGAUUAA
Messenger RNA from Plasmodium falciparum 3D7, 5169 nucleotides. RefSeq names its product CCCH-type zinc finger protein ZNF4 (gene ZNF4). The record is from RefSeq and is a predicted model, not a curated record. Lineage: Eukaryota; Apicomplexa; Aconoidasida; Haemosporida; Plasmodiidae. Gene Ontology annotation, molecular function: metal ion binding.